AUGCCGAGUCAAGAACAUAUGAAUUUUAUUAAUAAAUUAAAUGAUUCUAAAAUUCCACGACAAAAUCAAUUAAUCGCUAAUCGUUUAUUUAUGAAAAAUUUUCCUCGUGAAACAACUGGUGCUGAAAUUGAAAAAUGUUUUUCAUCAUUUGGUGCUAUUCAUGAUGUGAAAAUAAUUGCGAAAGAAAAUACACGUUUUGCAUUUAUUUCAUUUGUAAAUGAAAAUACUGCAUUAGAUAUACUACGUCAACAUGCAAUUGUACCACUUACAUUCCAAAAUCAACCGAUUGUUUUAGCACCUGCAUAUAAAAAAAAUAACAUGUCUUCAUUAACAAGUCCUACAUCUUACUGUCCUACUAGUGGUUCAACAAUGACACCACCACCAACACCUUCACGAUCAGCAGUAAAUGGAAUGUCUCAACAGCCAUCAACUCCAUAUCAUCAGCAUCAACAACAGCAACAACAACAACAACAAAUGUCAGCGGUACAUCCUGUUUAUCCGCAAAUGUUUUUUCCUAUGCAAGCAAAUAUGCCAUUUAUGCCAAUGGCUGGUACCUAUAUAAUACCUCAAGGUCCAUCAUCACCGCAUCAUCCGCAAUUACCACCGUCUUUCUAUCCAACAUUUUAUACUCAAAAUGGUGCACAUCAAUCAGGUGGACAAUUGUUCAAUGGACAUGCCUAUCUUCCAUCUCCAUAUAUGUAUUCUAUGGGUCCACCAUCUAUGCCAGGACAAUAUCAAACAACGACAACAUCAUCAAAUGAUAUGUCUAUGACAAGCGAAUAUUGA
Adineta steineri is the source of this 786-nucleotide messenger RNA. The record is from the annotation of a GenBank genome assembly. NCBI's taxonomy places the organism in Eukaryota, Metazoa, Rotifera, Eurotatoria, Adinetida, Adinetidae.